Diabrotica virgifera virgifera (western corn rootworm) is the source of this 660-nucleotide messenger RNA. RefSeq names its product fatty acid binding protein 1-A, liver. Gene Ontology annotation, molecular function: fatty acid binding. Gene Ontology annotation, cellular component: cytosol; nucleus. Bases 227 to 598 code for a protein of 123 amino acids. The transcript has 4 exons. NCBI's taxonomy places the organism in Eukaryota, Metazoa, Arthropoda, Insecta, Coleoptera, Chrysomelidae. The record is from RefSeq and is a predicted model, not a curated record. Gene Ontology annotation, biological process: fatty acid transport.
UCAAUGACAAAUGGCACCUGGAAUAGCACCUGGGUACUUAAAUGAUUAUUAUAUCACAAAUAACCACAAAUUACCUAAAGACUUAUCUAAAUAUUUUACUUCCGAUAAUACACCUGUAUCCAAGAUAAUAUUUUAUAUUUAUAUAGAGCAUUUUUGGUUUUGGAUAUUAGUUAAUUCUUCAAUUUUUGAAAUCAGGACUCAUCUGAACUAGCACCUAUAAUACAAAAUGGUUCUCUCUGGCAAAUACAGUGUAAUUGGGGAAGAAAACUUCGUUCAAAGUCUUAAAGACUAUGGUGUACCAGAAGAUGUAAUUAAAGGCAGUGAUCAGUUCUCUAUUGAAUUCAAACAAGACGGUAACAAGUAUACAAUUACUGAAACUGCCAAAGACAAAACUAGAGUUGUCUCAUUUACUAUCGGAGAGGAAUUUGAAGAAGAAUUUUUUGGCCGCAAGAUUAAGAGUAUCGCAAAACUUGAUGGAGAUGUCCUGGUAAUCACCAAUGGAGACCAUUCUAGGACUUUCAAUUUCACUAGUACUGGUUUGGAAAUUGUCCAUAAAUCACCUAAAGGCUCAUCGAAACUCAUUUUCAAGAAAGACUAGACGACAAAAUAAGCUUAGAAGAAUAUGUAAUUUUAAUGUAUGUAAUAUAGUUAUUAUAUUUA